This is a messenger RNA of Diabrotica balteata, 3221 nucleotides long. Lineage: Eukaryota; Metazoa; Arthropoda; Insecta; Coleoptera; Chrysomelidae. The record is from the annotation of a GenBank genome assembly.
AUCAAAAAUUGCCUUCAAUGACUGUGUUUUUUCCGACGUGAAAGUUUCAAAAUUACAUUUUUCGGAAUUAAACAGUGUUCAAGAUGAAUAUCACUUCUGCAGCGGGAAUUAUUUCCCUCUUGGAUGAACCAAGACCAGAAUUAAAAGUAUUUGCAUUGAAGAAACUAGAUUCCAUAGUGGGUGAAUUUUGGCCUGAGAUUUCAGAAGCUAUUGAAAAAAUUGAAAUUUUGCAUGAAGACAAAGUGUUCCAACAGCACCAGUUAGCUGCACUUGUGGCAAGUAAGGUAUAUUAUCAUUUAGGUGCAUUUGAAGAUUCUUUAACUUAUGCUCUUGGUGCGGGUGAUCUCUUUGAUGUCAAUGCCCGCAGUGAGUAUGUAGAAACUAUUCUAGCUAAAUGUAUCGACUAUUAUACUCAGCAACGUAUUGCUGUAGCUGAAGGAUUGGCAGAUGCUAAACCCAUAGAUUCUCGCCUUGAAGCUAUUGUUAAUAGAAUGUUUCAGCGUUGUCUAGAUGAUGGACAAUAUCGUCAAGCUAUGGGCCUGGCUCUAGAAACCAGACGAAUGGAUAUUUUUGAGUCGUCUAUUACUCAGUCUGAUGAUAUUAUCAGCAUGUUAACUUAUGCAUUUCAAGUAGCUAUGAGUUUGAUUCAAAAUCGAGCAUUUAGGAACACUGUUUUGAGAUCUCUUGUUGGACUUUAUAGAGGACUGAAUACACCUGAUUAUGUUAAUAUGUGCCAGUGCUUAAUUUUCCUUGAUGAUCCAUUGUCUGUGGCUGAAAUUUUAGAUAGGCUUGUAACUGGCAAGGAGGAUACUGAACUUAUGGCUUAUCAAAUUGCUUUUGAUCUCUAUGAGUCAGCUACUCAACAGUUUUUGGAAAGAGUAUUAGUUGCAUUAAGGGCCACAGCACCAGUUCCAUCUUUGCUGGAAGAAAAAUCAAAGCCAAAGACUGGUGAAGGGGAGGGUGCUAUGUCAACUGAGACUGGAGAACCAUCCACAGAAACAAAAAUUGAAUUAAAAGAAGAAAAAUCUCUUGACAGUUUGUCUGAUCAAGAUAAAGAACAUCAGAAAAGAAUUGAGAAACUUCAUACCAUACUCUCAGGAGAGGUUUCUAUAGAAUUGCACCUUCAAUUCCUUAUUAGGUCAAAUCAUGCUGACCUACUGAUUCUUAAACAAACAAAGGAGACUGUUAGAGUUAGUAUUUGUCACACUGCUACUGUAAUUGCAAAUGCGUUUAUGCAUAGUGGUACAACAAGUGAUCAAUUUUUAAGAGAUAACUUAGAAUGGUUAGCAAGAGCAACAAAUUGGGCCAAACUUACAGCCACAGCCUCACUUGGAGUUAUUCAUAGAGGCCAUGAACAAGAGGCACUAACACUAAUGCAAAGUUACUUACCAAAAGAAGUUGGACCUAGCUCAGGUUAUUCUGAAGGGGGUGGUCUUUAUGCUCUUGGUCUUAUACAUGCCAACCAUGGUGCAAAUAUCAUUGAUUACCUUCUUGGACAACUUAAGGAUGCACAGAAUGAGAUGGUUAGACAUGGAGGUUGUCUUGGUCUUGGUUUGGCUGCUAUGGGCACACAUAGACAAGAUGUUUAUGAACAACUCAAAUUCAAUUUAUACCAAGAUGAUGCUAAUACUGGCGAAGCAGCAGGUAUUGCAAUGGGAAUGGUAAUGUUGGGUUCAAGUAAUUCUACCACAAUUAUGGAUAUGGUUGCAUAUGCACAAGAGAGUCAACAUGAGAAAAUUCUUAGAGGUUUAGCUGUUGGUAUUAGUUUUUCCAUGUAUGGCAGAUUAGAAGAAGCAGAUCCCCUGAUUCAACAACUUACCUCUGAUAAAGAUCCUAUCCUCAGAAGAUCAGGCAUGUAUACUUUGGGUAUGGCAUAUUGUGGUACUGGAAAUAACCAAGCAAUUAGAAAAUUACUUCAUGUAGCUGUGUCAGAUGUGAAUGAUGAUGUUAGAAGGGCUGCAGUUACAGCUUUAGGUUUUCUCUUAUUCAGAACUCCUGAACAAUGUCCUAGUGUAGUAUCUCUUCUAGCUGAGAGUUACAAUCCACAUGUUCGUUAUGGAGCUGCUAUGGCUCUUGGUAUUGCAUGUGCAGGAACUGGUCUACGUGAAGCUAUAGCUCUUCUUGAACCUAUGGUUAUGUUUGAUCCAGUAAACUUUGUAAGACAGGGUGCUCUCAUUGCUUCAGCUAUGAUUUUGAUUCAACAGACUGAGCAAACUUGCCCCAAAGUCACAUUCUUCAGACAGACAUAUGCUCAAGUCAUUUCUAACAAACAUGAAGAUGUGAUGGCUAAGUUUGGAGCUAUCUUAGCUCAAGGAAUCAUUGAUGCAGGUGGAAGAAAUGUAACUUUGUCAUUACAGUCCAGAACUGGUCACACAAAUAUGUUGGCGGUAGUUGGUACAUUGGUUUUCACUCAGUAUUGGUAUUGGUUCCCUCUAUCACAUUGUUUAGCUUUAGCAUUCACUCCAACAUGUGUAAUUGGUCUCAAUGCACAAUUGAAGAUGCCCAAACUAGAUUUCAAAUCCAAUGCCAAACCUAGUUUAUAUGCUUAUCCGGCUCCAAUGGAAGAAAAGAAAAGAGAGGAAAGAGAAAAAGUAACUACUGCUGUUUUAAGUAUUGCUGCCCGCCAACGUAGAAGAGACCAUGAAAGGAAGCAUCGUGAUGAAAAGAUGGAAGUAGAUGAAGACAAAGAUGACAAGAAAACAGAAAAAGAAGACAAGGAGAAAAAGUCUGAAGAAAAAGAAAAAGAUAAAAAGGAUGAAAAGAAAGCUGAUGAAAAAGAUAAAAAGGCAGAUGAGAAGAAGGCAGGUACUUCUACUGGGGAUAAGAAAGAUGAUAAAGAAGAAAAGAAGAAAGAACCUGAACCAAACUUCGAAGUUUUGCAAAAUCCUGCUAGAGUUAUGCGGCAACAAUUGAAGGUGAUAACACUUAAUGAUAGCAAUCAACAUGUUUCGAUGAAAGAUGUUUCUAUUGGAGGAAUAAUAAUGGUGAGGAACUUGAAGCCCGGAGAUGAGGAACUGGUUGAACCUGUUGCAGCUUUUGGUCCCAAAGGUGAGGAUGAGAAGGAACCAGAACCUCCAGAGCCAUUUGAAUGGACAGAAGAUUAGAUAUCAUCAUUAACCUUUUUAUAAUUUUUCAUUUAAUUUACUAUAAGUAGAUGUAAUUAUACGAAAAACGACUUUUGUUAACAUUUAAUAUUAAAUUAUUAGUUUAGCGUUUGUGUA